Messenger RNA from Aspergillus ochraceoroseus IBT 24754, 2150 nucleotides. Its product is annotated as DNA topoisomerase 3. Gene Ontology annotation, molecular function: DNA binding; DNA topoisomerase type I (single strand cut, ATP-independent) activity. Gene Ontology annotation, biological process: DNA topological change. NCBI's taxonomy places the organism in Eukaryota, Fungi, Ascomycota, Eurotiomycetes, Eurotiales, Aspergillaceae. Bases 70 to 1959 code for a protein of 629 amino acids. The transcript has 7 exons. The record is from RefSeq and is a predicted model, not a curated record. Gene Ontology annotation, cellular component: nucleus.
GUAGCCCAAGUCAUGAACCGCCUCACUCCUCCUCCUCCUCCUCCUCCUCCUUAAUCUGGCUCAGCUGCCAUGGCGGUUCCAAAGAUUUUGUGUGUGGCGGAAAAGCCUGCAAUCGCUAAAGCGGUAGCCCAGCAUCUAUCUGGAGGUCGGGUGCAAACUCUGUCCAUCCAAGGAAGCCAGUAUGUCAAAAAUUACCUGUUUGAUUUCAAUUUUGGCCCUCCAUGGGGCCACUGCUCUGUCACCAUGACGAGCGUCCUUGGGCACUUGACAACCUUGGACUUUGAACGUCAGUACAAUACCUGGCUGUCUUGUCCACCUGUAGCGCUCUUUGAAGCUCCCGUCCGUGAAUCGGUGAAUGAUGAUAAGCAAGGGGUUGCAGAGAAUAUUCGAGAUCAAGCUCAAAAUUCUAAAGCUCUGUUUAUUUGGACCGAUUGCGAUAGGGAAGGAGAGCAUAUUGGAGCAGAGGUUCGCAAUCAGGCCAGACAGGCGAAUGCUAGGAUUGUCGUCAAACGAGCCAAGUUCAGCAAUACCGAGAGGGCUCAUGUUCUUCAAGCUGCGAGGUCUCUGAUUGAUCUUGAUGAACUCCAGGCUAAUGCAGUAGCCGCAAGAAUAGAACUCGAUCUUCGGAUUGGCGCUGCCUUCACUCGAUUACUAACCCUUCAACUGAAACCCCUGUCCAAUAUACUGGAGGAAAAUGUUAUUAGUUAUGGCUCUUGCCAAUUCCCUACCCUAGGGUUUGUGGUUGACCGCUAUCUACGCGUGAAGCGUUUCAAGCCAGAGAGGUUCUGGGGUAUCAGAGUCAUGCAUACCCGAGACGGCAUUAAAGUGAAUUUUCUGUGGAGUAGGGUUCAUCUGUUUGAUAGAGCUGCUGUGACAAUGAUGUUUGAGCGUUGCCUAGUGGCAAAGAUGGCCAAAAUUACGAAAGUGAACCAGAAGCCCACCAGCAAGUGGAGGCCCCUGCCACUGACAACGGUGGACCUGCAAAUGAUGGGAAGCAGAUACCUCCGCCUGGACAGUCAAAUGAUCAUGAAGGCGGCAGAAUCUCUUUACACAAAGGGGUUCAUAAGUUAUCCCCGUACUGAAACCGAUCAGUUCGAUAAAGCCAUUGAUCUAAAGAAAUUGGUAGAAAAGCAAUUGCCAGACCGGAACUGGGGCCAAUACGCUCGUGGGCUGCUAGAUGGCGGAUUUAGAACCCCCAGAGCUGGUCGACACAAUGACCAAGCGCAUCCGCCGAUUCACCCUGUUUGUUGGGUUGCGCCUAGUGCACUAGGAGCCGACGAAAAAAAAGUCUACGAAUUUGUCGUCCGACGAUUUCUUGCUUGUUGCUCGGAAGACGCAAAGGGCCAAGCAACUGAUGUUGAAAUCGAAUAUGGCGAUGAAAGAUUCCACGCGAAAGGCUUGAUAGUCUUAGAGAGAAAUUAUCUAGAUGUGUAUGUCUACGAUAAAUGGGAAAGUACACAGCAGCUGCCCAACUUUCGUGUGGGCGAGCUCUUUGAACCUACAGAAGCGAAUAUCUUUGAUGGGAAAACAUCUCCUCCAAACUACCUGACUGAGCCGGAGCUUAUUGGGCUCAUGGAUGCUAACGGGAUCGGAACUGAUGCUACAAUGGCGGAACACAUUGAUAAGAUCAAGAAACGUGAUUAUAUCGCCGUCCACUCUCGGGGAGGCGGUCGAAGCGCUGUCAAGGAACUUAUUCCUACUCGCUUGGGCAUUGCUUUGAUCUUGGGGUACGAUGAUGUUGUCCUUGGCUUGCCGAAUAGCCCUUCACUAAGCAAGCCCUUUCUUCGAAAGGAGACAGAGCUGCAGAUGCGAGAGAUCUGUGCUGGCACAAGGUCACGAGAACAAGUGGUCCAGGAGGGUCUAGACAAAUACCGGGAGGUUUUCAACCACACCCAAAGACGAAUUGAUUUACUGAAAGCCGCCUUUCAAAAGUAUAUCGUGGAGGAGGCCAAUGUGUGAUUUUUUUUUUGGCCGGGUUGGGCCUAGGAAAAGGCUCAUCUACAACAUAGAACUUAUCAACAAGCAAGGCAUGAUAGGCUCAACCGACAGGGCUUGGAAACCAUGAUUAUGAACUGAAAGCCUCAAUUAUAGGAUCUAGUCCCCACGAAACCUAGGUCUACAGCUGAAUGAGGCCUUGGAAUACUGCCCCC